Striga asiatica is the source of this 1264-nucleotide messenger RNA. Lineage: Eukaryota; Viridiplantae; Streptophyta; Magnoliopsida; Lamiales; Orobanchaceae. The record is from the annotation of a GenBank genome assembly.
CAUCGCUUUUCCAACAUUUUUGUGCAUCAAGAGAGGAGAAAAAAGACAGUCCUCGUUUUCAUUAUUCUAUCCUUCAAUUUUCAAAGACGCCAUUUUUAUCAACUUCAUCUCCCUCGCAUUCCUCUCAUUUUCCCCAUAAUUGGUGAUACUUUUUUGUUUUGUUAAUUUUCCUGCCAAAAAUCGAUCAAUGGCUGAAACCACCUCGGCCCUCUGCUUUUCGGCCUUUUCCAGCUCGCUCCCUUUCGCUAAGGAGUCGCCAUUUUCGUCUCCCCCGACCUUCUCUUUUGCUUCGCGCAGAUUCCCUUCGCAGCUCGAUCGCCGGCGAUCGCCGCCUCUAGGGUUCGCCUUGAAAGCAUCCGGGUCGGCCCAUUUCCCCGGAGAUGACGAUUUCGGGUUCUACCCGUGGGAAAAUCUGGAUGCAGCUGAAUCUUAUGUGCAGUGGGUUUCAGAGGAUAGAGUGACAUUGUUUACUUGUGAUGGUCUAAUCCAAAUUGGGGGGAAUCUUGUUCCUCGUCGCGUUUCUUCAGCUGACAAGAAACAAGUGAAGGCGAAAAUGUCUCAAAGAUCUCUACGGUUUCAAGAGAGCAAUUACAUGGAUCCAAAUCAAAGCCUAUGCUUGGGUGCACUUUUUGAUAUUGCAGCAACUAACGGUCUUGAUAUGGGUAGACGCCUCUGUAUUUUUGGCUUCUGUCGCUCGAUUGAGAUGCUUUGUGAUGUCGUGGAGGACACUGUUUUGGAGCAUGGUGGAGAGGUUGUGACAGCGGAGAAGGCGACAAAGGAGGGUUUGCACGAGAAGCUAAAAAUGACUGUUGCAGUGCCGUUGCUUUGGGGGGUCCCACCGGCUUCAGAGACUCUUCACCUUGCGGUUAGGAGUGGGGGUGGGAUUGUGGACAAGGUUUAUCGGCAAUGGGACUUCCUGUAGAUAGUUCGCUAAUCCCUUCCUAACCAUAAUCACGGGUACCAUCGACUUCGUAAUCUUAAAUUCACUCCCUUUUCAUCCCACCUGGUCGCGAGCAGAUGAAUCUUCAAGUACAAUAAGCACAUGCAUGAUCGAAUCUUGAAAAACUCGCAGAACCUUUCUUCAACAAUUUUAACUCGCCAUUAGUCCACAUCGCAUUGUUAGACACAGAAAAGUAAGUGUGUACUAGAAUGAUAUUAAAUUAUCACGCUUUCGACAACUUAGAUGAUCUGGUUGCAACCAAGAUCGACUCUCUUUAUAUGGUAAUCUAUAUCUAUCUUUCUAUAUACUUUCCUUCAAAAAAAA